UUUAUUGGUGACAGUCGACAGAGUGGGCGUGGAGCUGUCUGUGGGGCGGGACCUUAGGGUCGUGUACAGGAAAAGAAAGGGAGGACAUUUGAAAGGAAAAAAAGAUGGCUGCGAUUCGUAAGAAGCUUGUGAUCGUUGGGGACGGAGCGUGUGGAAAGACGUGUCUGCUCAUCGUCUUCAGUAAAGACCAGUUUCCAGAGGUCUACGUACCUACAGUAUUCGAGAACUACGUUGCGGAUAUAGAGGUAGACGGUAAACAGGUGGAGCUGGCACUUUGGGACACGGCAGGCCAGGAGGAUUAUGACAGACUAAGGCCCCUGUCUUACCCAGACACUGAUGUCAUCCUCAUGUGCUUUUCUAUAGACAGCCCAGACAGCUUGGAGAACAUCCCAGAGAAGUGGACACCUGAGGUGAAGCACUUCUGCCCCAAUGUCCCCAUCAUCCUGGUGGGCAACAAAAAGGAUCUUCGCAACGACGAGCACACCCGACGGGAGCUGGCCAAGAUGAAGCAGGAACCUGUUAAAGGCGAGGAAGGGAGAGACAUGGCCAAUCGCAUCAAUGCCUCAGGUUACCUGGAGUGCUCUGCCAAAACUAAGGAGGGUGUGAGGGAAGUGUUUGAGAUGGCCACCAGGGCGGCGCUGCAAGCCAAGAAGCGUAGCAAGAAGAACACCUGUGUUGUGCUCUAGAAGAGUGAGAUCAUGGGGAUGGGGGUGAAGACCAAAUGAGGCCACAGAGAGGGAGAGAAAGAUGGGAGGGAGGGCGGGAGGGAACAGCGCCCCCUAGAGUUAGCUACACACUUGGGGACAGUGCAAGAGCCAUUAAAUAAAGUGGGCCAAAGGACCUAAAGAUUGUGGGGAAGCAACAAAACAGGAUUUAGACAUUUUCCCAUGUGACGCACUUGCAAUCAGUGCAGUCUCAGGUCAGGAAUAACCUAGUUUUUGGAGUUGUUGCAGCUGCUGGAGGAAACUGUGCGUGGCACAGAGACGCAGUGACUGCUGUUCGCCUGGCAGGGCAGUGUGGGUGUUUGACCUGUCCCAUAUUCCAGUCCUGAGAUCAGCACAGAGGAAGAGAAUUCACUGUCUGAAUCCUAAACGACUCAGUUUCACAUCAUUUCCACUAGUCAGGGUGCAGAACGUGCUAACAAGCACCCUGCGGCGUGUGUGUGUGUGUCUGCCAGCCAUUGGCUCAGGUUUUGUUUUGCUCCAGGACUUUGUCUUCACUGGCUUAAGAUGAUGUGUUUCUGUCUUCUGCAUUCAUCACCUCCAGCAGCAGACACACUAGCCGGCUUAGCUACUGGAAUGGGCUCCUCACUGCCCCCUUCUGGCCAUAUGUUGACAGUACAGUCACUGGUUGCUAAUCUUACUCUCACCUUCAAUGAGCAAUUUUAUUUAAGUAGAUCAAAUACAUCUUUGCCUUUUGCAUAUAAAAUCUAAAGUAAAAUGCAUUGAAUAGUAAUGAUACUAAUUCUUUACUUUUGUCUUUUAUAUGCAUGUUUAUGCAUUGUGAUGUUCUUAAGAGAAGUUCAGGAUGAUUGGCACCAUUCCAGAUCAGAGUGUAACUGGAGAUGAAUCUUGAGGAUGCAGCUCUGCCUAUGGACUGUUAAGUCACUGUUUGGCUUUGGAGGCUGAAUGCUGACCUAAUGUUGCUCUAGGUAACAGAAUUCCUGAUUUGCUUUUUCUUUAAUCUGGUCUGCCUGCCAAGAUGGUAGCUGGUGUACAGAGAUGGAUUGUCUGUCUGAAUCUGAGGAGAAUCUCCCUAUUGGGCUUUCUGUCGCCUGUUCUCGUCUGGGCUGUAUGCUUUAAAAGUAUAUAGCUUACUGUGUGCUUUAAGGGUAUGCAGUAUUCUUUUUUCUUUUUUUUAAUAGUAUGCAAUAUACUGUUUGCUUUUACAGUAUGCUGCAUGCUUUAACACUUUGUGACAUUCUACUGGCUUGUUCUCUCAUUUAUACUUUUUUAACCCUGCUAUCUUAGAAUUUAAAUCUUAAAAGAAAAACAGCAAAGUAACAUGAUUUUCAGAGAGCCGUUUAAUGCCAUAUUAUAAAACAAGCAGUUUCUUAUGAGAAUCUGUGUUUAAGUCUAAGAAAAAAACCUUUGAUGCACCAGUAAUCUUUUUGUAUACAAAUGCAUCUUUGGACUUCCACAAACUCAUUUUAAUGUACUGAGGGGAAAAAAAUAAAUUCUUAUAGGGUAAA
Molecule: messenger RNA, 2191 nt
Organism: Electrophorus electricus (electric eel)
Lineage: Eukaryota; Metazoa; Chordata; Actinopteri; Gymnotiformes; Gymnotidae
Gene: rhoaa
Product: ras homolog gene family, member Aa
Biological process (GO): small GTPase-mediated signal transduction
Molecular function (GO): GTP binding; GTPase activity
Source: RefSeq, a predicted model, not a curated record